GAAAACGAAGAAGGGAGUGGCAGGAUUUUGCUAGGGCUGAAAAGCUGCAGAAAUUAAUUUACUUGAACCCAAAGUAAACCAUCUCCUGGUUAAGAAAGCCAGGAAGGUAGCCAGGUGAAGCAAAGGACAAGACAUCACAGGAAGCCAAUGGAGACAUCAAGCAAGCAAGCUGACAAGUGAUGAAGUGACAGGAGCAGAGUGAGCUGUACUCUCCCUUGCAUAAAAAGAUACAGUGUUUUUUCUUCUUCAAAAAAAUUGUGCUAUGGAUUGAGUGCUACAAUACGAAAUACCCUAACAUGGCCUGUUGGCUAGGAGAGACCCAUCCAUUCACUCACCUUGUCUCAAUCUGUACUGGGAAAAGGGAACUCAUGAGUUUGUUCCGUGUGUAUGGACUCACCGAUUUUUCUCGGCUCCGAGAGCUCCUCUCCACCUACCCCGACGAUCUGCUCCGAUGAUGACAAAGACGACGACCUGGGUUAACCUAAGUGAAUCACCACACGUCUCCAGCCAGCACUAUAUACACGCACAACCACUCACUCACUCAGGUGCCGUCCGGUGCAGAGCCAGAUAGAGUUACAGCCUUCCAGCAAGAAAAACCCAAGACACAAAAUCAAGAGGUGAGGUCCAGCCAUGGAGGGGGCGAUGGUGGAGUGGUGGCCAUGGUUCGGAUCGGCAGUGGCGAGCACCAUCUUCCUAUGGUCCAUGGUGCAGAACCACAUCCCGGACACCCUCCGGCUCAACCUCGCCGCUUUGGCCGCCAAGCUCACCGCCUACUUCAACCCUUACCUCCAGAUCACCAUCUCGGAGAACGGCGCCCAGCGCUGGAAGCGAAGCGAGCUCUUCCUUGCCGUCGAGGCCUACCUGAGCGACGCAUGUGCCCGUCGCGCGCGCAGGCUCAAAGCCGAGCUCGGCAAGGACAGCAAGAACAUCCAGGUCUCCAUCGACGACCACGAGGGGGUCACCGACGACUUCUCCGGCGCCACGCUCUGGUGGCAUGCCUCCAAGCAGCGACCCAAGUCCAAUGUCAUCAGUUUGUACCCUGGCGAGGACGAGAAGCGCUUCUACCGGGUCACCUUCCAUAAGCAGCACCACGACCUCGUCCUCGAUUCUUACCUGCCUUUCAUCCUCGGCGAGGGCCGCACCGUCAUCAUCAAGAACCGCCAGCGCCGCCUGUUCACCAACAAAGCCAGCGGCAGCUCGAGCCCUUACGGGGCCAAGAGCGCCUGGAGCCAUGUACCGUUCGAGCACCCGGCGACCUUCGACACCCUUGCCAUGGACCCCAAACAGAAGGAGGACGUCAUCGAUGACCUCAUGGCGUUCCAAGAGAGCAAGGAGUACUACGCUAAGGUCGGCAAGGCGUGGAAGCGCGGGUACCUCCUUUACGGCCCGCCCGGCACCGGCAAGUCCACUAUGAUAGCCGCCAUGGCCAACUUCCUCGACUACGAUGUCUACGACCUCGAGCUCACGGCCAUCAACAACAACACCGAGUUGCGGAAGCUCUUCAUCGAGACGACGGACAAGUCCAUCAUCGUCAUAGAGGACAUUGACUGCUCCGCCGACCUCACCGGAAAACGCCGCAAGGACAAGAAGGCCUCUCGCGACAAGGACUCUGAUGGCAACGACAAACCCAAGCUACCAAUCGAGCCAGAGAAGGAUGACGCGGCCAAUGUGACGCUCUCUGGCCUGCUCAACUUCAUCGACGGGCUGUGGUCUGCGUGCGGCGGCGAGCGGAUCAUCAUCUUCACCACCAACUACAAGGAGAAGCUGGACCCGGCACUGAUCCGGCGGGGCAGGAUGGACAAGCACAUUGAGAUGUCUUACUGCCGCUUUGAGAGCUUCAAGGUACUCGCCAAGAACUACCUGGAUGUCGUCGAGCACGAGCUGUUUGGGGAGAUUCAGCAGCUGCUCGAGGAGACUGACAUGUCGCCCGCUGACGUGGCAGAGAACCUCAUGCCCAUGUCCAAGAAGAAAAAGAGGGACCCUGACGUAUGCUUGGCAGGCCUCAUCGAGGCGCUCAAGCAGGCCAAAGAAGACGCGGCGGUCGCCAAGGCGAAGGAGGAAGAGGUGGCCAAGGAGGCUGAAGCGAAGAAAGCCAAGGAGAAAGAGGAGGCUGAAAUGAAGAAAGCCAAGGAGAAAGACCAAGGGAAGGACAAAACAUCAGAGGAAGCCAUUGGAGACAACAUGCAAGCUGACAAGAUACAGGAGUAGAGUGAGACUACAUGCUCCGUGACCAAAAGACGCAGUGUUGGUUCAGAUAAGACAUGUAUCACUCAACUGAAAUAUAUAAUGUAGCUUCCUUUUGUCAUUUGCUAGUUCAUGCAUGAAGCGACUGUUGUAAUGUUGCUAUAGGUAGAGGAAGUAGUACAAUACUACAUUAUCCCAACACUGUAUAUUUGUAAAUGCAGAAGGAAACUAAGAUUGUUUGCAUAAAUAUGCAUUUCCUCA
Triticum dicoccoides is the source of this 2445-nucleotide messenger RNA. Its product is annotated as AAA-ATPase ASD, mitochondrial-like. Gene Ontology annotation, molecular function: ATP binding; ATP hydrolysis activity. The record is from RefSeq and is a predicted model, not a curated record. The transcript has a single exon. The coding region runs from base 631 to 2208 and encodes 525 amino acids. NCBI's taxonomy places the organism in Eukaryota, Viridiplantae, Streptophyta, Magnoliopsida, Poales, Poaceae.